AUGGCGAAAUACCUUGCCUCGUACGCCGAGCAUUUCCAGGUCAUGCCACAUGUGCGCCUUAGCACAAACAUCCACCGUGCAAGCUGGAAUGAGAUGAAACACAAGUGGGAAAUUGAAAUAUCUCCAGUUGGAAACGAAGACCAGAAGACUGUGCAGGAAUUUGACAAAGUAAUCCAUGCGUUGGGCCCCGAUCAAGUACCCAAUAUCCCGAAGGUAGCGGGAAUCGAGAAAUUCAAAGGAGACGUGCAACAUUCUGUCACUUUCAAGAGCGCUGAUGACUAUGCAGGAAAGCGGGUGUUGGUUGUUGGUUUUGGAAACACUGCAGCCGAUGUCACGGGCCUUCUGGCGGAUGUAGCGGAACAAGUGUAUGUAUCGCACCGUCACGGUGCCAUAGUGCUAACCAGGUUCCAGCUGCCACGAUGGGUUGACGGUAAGCCGGUCGACCAUGUACGCACUUAUCGCAAAGGAUGGAUUUUGGGUAUGAUGUCCCGCUACACCCCAGGCCUGUGGAAAAAGGUGAUGGACAGCGUUAUUGUCGGACUUCGCAAUCGGCUAUACGACCUUAAGCCGGAAUGGCAGCUGGAUCCUGCUCCGUCUUUCAGCCAGCAACGACCAAUUAUCAGCGACAAUCUCAUUGACAACCUAUCCAGUGGCCGGGUUAUCUCCCUUCCCGCUAUCCGUCACGUCUGUGACGGCACAACCAUCGAGAUGACCGAUGGCACUGUAAUUGAGGUGGACUCCAUCGUCUGGUGUACUGGAUACACCGUUGACUAUUCAAUGCUCGGGAAGAGUGAUCCAACCAUCUACGACCAGAAGGACGCCUGCGAGAUGUCGAAUGGCCGGAAGAUGCCUCGUCUUUACCAGAAUGUUAUCUCGCUGCAGCACCCCGAGUCACUUGCUUUCAUGGGCAACUUGUCAUUCAUGAACCCGGCAUUCCUGAUGUUCGACCUUGCGAGCAUGGCAGUUGCACAGCUCUGGAAGGGGACUUCUCGACUUCCAUCCAAGGCAGAAAUGAACCGCCAAGUGGACGAGCAAUUCAAGUGGAUUGCCAAUCUCUCUAACAACUCGCGAGUGACGCCGGGCCUGACUAAAGGAGUUGACUGGCUGGAAUGGGUUGACGAAACGGCCGGUCUCGGUAUGGGAGCGAAUUUGGGAUAUGGCUGGCAGGGCUGGACUUUCUGGCUCAUGGACCGGGAACUAUGCAGUAUGGUUAUGGAUGGGCUUUUGCUGCCUUUCCACUACCGACUAUUCAAUGCGGGCAAGCGGAAGCCAUGGGCCGGUGCUCGGGAGAACAUAAUCAAGAUGAACAAGGAGCUUCGGGCUAAGAAUUGGUACCCGUAG
Messenger RNA from Trichophyton benhamiae CBS 112371, 1341 nucleotides. RefSeq lists its product as uncharacterized. Gene Ontology annotation, molecular function: NADP binding; N,N-dimethylaniline monooxygenase activity; flavin adenine dinucleotide binding. The record is from RefSeq and is a predicted model, not a curated record. The transcript is spliced from 3 exons. The coding region runs from base 1 to 1341 and encodes 446 amino acids. Lineage: Eukaryota; Fungi; Ascomycota; Eurotiomycetes; Onygenales; Arthrodermataceae.